UAAAUUCCAAGUCCUCAAAGAGUUAAAGUUAAUGAGAUAAUUAAGUGACUAAUUAAAUUAUGAUUGUGUAUUAGUGAUGAACACCUGCUGUUAACAAUCAACAUCCCUGAAGAAUAGAGAAACACAAAAACUACAUCUGUACAUAUGUUUAAAAUUAGCACAGUACAUUGUUUGCAUGCUGUAGUUUCAUAAAGUUGACUAUUCGGAAUCUGAACAUACAAAGAAAACUAAUGCAAUUUUGGUUGCAAUCAUACCUGCUCAUGACAGCUAUCUGAACAUUGAAUAACACUGACCUCUCUGCUUCACAACAUCACAUGCAUUGUUACCGAGAAAGAAAGAUCUAACACAAGAAGUCAAGGGUCAAGAGCCCAACUAAAGCAAACACUGAUCUCCAUGAUGGUGGUAUAAUUUCUGAUCUGAUCCUCUGUAAUUCUCAAUAACAACAGGUGUUCAUCACUUCUAUGAAAUUUUACCUUUUUUUAAGGUUUGAUACCAUAUGAAAGCAGGGUACCAAAAAUGACAGCGAUACCAAAUUCAAGGCCUUUCCAAUACUUUUUUUUUUUUUUUUUUUUUUGUCCAUAGCUUGAUUGUAACAAAAGUUAUGGCUUAUCUGAAGUUGGCUGAUAGCUAUGAUUUUCAGGAAAGGAAUUUUGAGAAAAACAGGUUUAAAGUGAGACAGGUUUCACUUUCACUUCACGCCUUCAACGAGAGAUGUCUGUCAGGAGUGCUAUACUGUAUCAUUACACAAACAAACGCUACCCUGAAGAGGACAGUUUCUUGUUGUUUAUCAUGGGCAUAUUCUCUGAACUUUUGACCAUCCCUUGUAUGUUUAGAUAGCAUGAAUAGUGUACCUAAGUUUACAUUUAGAAAAGCGAGCGCAGCGCAACUGUUAGAGCACCUGUGCAUAUAAGUUAAAAAAGAUAGACAAGUCCAGCACCAUGCUCUUUGGGAUGGCAGAAUAAAGUGACGUUGACUGCUUCUAGAGGGCACAUAAGUCUGAAGUAGUGAUUUUAGGUAAAGUAAUGUUGCACACUGUACGUGAACCAUAGUUUACUCAUAAAAACUUAAUUAUAUGUUGGGAUUAAAGGGGAUAUAUUGCUGGGAUAAAGUGCUGGAAUAAAGUUCUCAUACACCUUUGCCUCUCUCAUACUGAUCUUCAGUUUACAAAUGAAAAAUAUAUGAAAUCUGAAAAACAACUGCAUUUUUAUGCUUUAUAUAUUUUGCUUUAGAACACCACCAAUACGGUAAUAUUUGAUAAGAUCAGAAUUAAAUCUAGCAGUUUAUAUAACAGAGAGUGAAAACUGUAUGCACAAAAGACUGGGUCUACUAUUUCAAGAAAGUGCAACAUAACUACAAAUGCAACCUGCUUAGCAUCAUAGCAAGCACGAACAAGAAGCAGGAAGCAGGAAGCAGGAAGCUGUACCGCCAGUGGCCCAGUGGUUACCUUGUGUAAUAUUUACCCGUCUGAUAUCUGACAAAUAUAACAUCUAAUCCACUGCACCACCACUGGAAACAAAGUCUUUUUUCAACUUCUCCUCUGACUACGAGUUUCUUCAAACUGGUGGACAGGGGCAGUUCUAUGAUGGGUUGUCUCACCUGUAAAAGAUGCGUGGGUGUCAUUGUGUUUGUACUGAUUCUGAUAUUGAUAAUCAGUCUGAUACACUCUCUGAGACCCUCUGAUAACUGCUGUAAAAAAGCAGCAGUGGCAGCAGAUGCCGUGACUUGCUCUGAGAUCGGAAAGGACAUGUUGAAGCGUAACGGUUCAGCGAUUGAUGCUGCUAUCGCCACUCUGCUGUGUGUGAGUCUGUUUAAUGCUCACAGUGUGGGCAUUGGAGGAGGGGGAGUAUUCACCAUAUACAAUCCAUCCACAGGAAAGGUGGAGACAAUAAAUGCAAGAGAAACUGCUCCAAUGAGUGCUUCACAGGACAUGUUUGGCAAAGACCCAGAGAAUGCACCACCAGGAUUAUUUAUAGGUACACCAGGACUGCUGCGUGGUUAUGAGUUGGCACACAAAAGACACGGGAGACUGCAAUGGAAGGAGCUGUUUGAGCCCAGUAUAAAGCUGGCAUUAGAUGGAUUUCAGAUUGGUAGGGCCUUGGCCUUGGCCAUCAAUGAGUCUAGUGGCAAAAUUCAGAAUAAUGCCGCAUUGUGUGAAGUUUUUUGUGGCUCAUACAACAAGAGCAUCUUAAAGGAAAAGGACACAAUAAGAUUUCUCCAACUAGCUCAUACCUAUAAGAAGAUAGCAGAAGAAGGAUCAGAUGCAUUUUACGAUGGGUCACUGACUCAGGAUAUACUGGAUGAUAUCAAGGCUGCAGGAGGGAUAAUAACACAUGAGGAUCUAAAGGGUUAUAAGCCAUUGCUGAAUGAGCAUGCAUUAAACUUCACUGUGGGGAAAUACAUAUUUCAUGCUCCUGAUGCUCCAUUCGGUGGACCUGUGCUCGCUCUGAUACUCAACAUACUCAAAGAUUACAACAUCUCAAGCAGCAGUGUGUCCACAACAGAGUAUAAGACUUUGACCUAUCAUCGUAUGAUAGAGGCUUUCCGCUUCGCUGAUGCCCAGAAGAGUAAACUGGGAGACCCUGAUUAUGAAGACCUCACUGAGAUUAUAAAAAGAAUGACCUCAGUGAGCUUCGCAGACAACAUCAGGAGUAAGAUUAAAGAUGACCUCAAACAAAUCAGUUACUAUGAGCAGGAGGACAGUGAUGGUGUACCUGAUGACCAUGGCACAUCUCACCUGUCUGUCCUCGCAGAAGAUGGGAGUGCAGUGGCCGUCACCAGCAGUAUCAAUAACUAUUUUGGUUCUGGAGUGAUGUCAAGCUCAACAGGCAUUAUAUUUAAUGACCAAAUGAAUGAUUUUAUUGAUCCUGAGCUGAUAAGUGGUCCUGGCAAAAACAACCGAAUCAAACCAGGUAAAAGGCCACUUUCAUCAAUGUGUCCCACAAUCAUCUUGGACAAACACAGCAAACAAGUCAAAAUGGUGGUUGGAGGUGCAGGUGGGACAAAUAUCACCACAUCAGUUGCUCAGGUGAUCCUGAAUUAUCUGUUCUUUGACUAUGACCUGAAAAAAGCUGUUGGAGAACCCCGAGUUCAGAUCACGAAAAAUGAGACAAAUAUAGAAGAGGGCUUUAAUAAGAAUGUAAUUGACGGGUUGAAGCUGAAGAAUCAUACUAUAUAUCACAAUACUUCAUUAUCAGUGGUCCAGGCAAUUGUACGACAGGGGGACAAAAUCUGUGCUGAAUCUGACCACAGGAAUUACGGCUAUCCUGCCGGAUACUGAGCACUGCUCCUGUGCUCAUGCUGCUGUAGUCAAACGAGAUUAAUCCAGCAGAAGUAAAACCUCCUGUAUUGUUUGUUGGGGUGUUUUAUGGGUGCGAAUAAAACUUGAGCAGGUAACGUGCAAAAACGGUUCAUAAAUAACAUUGCUCCAGCCACGCUGCAUUAUGAUAUUACACAGUCAAGUCACCUUUAUUUAUGUAGUGCUUUAUACAAUACUGAUUGUGUCAAAGCAGCUUUACAGUGUCAAACAGGGAAAUAGUUUUUCAAUAAUGCAAGAGGACAAUAACAAACAGUAAAAAAGUUUUUUAGUUAAAGUCAGUUCAUCGUUGAUUCACUGAUGUAAUUAGCCAUUAUACUUGAUAAGUGUUGUUCUGUCAAUGUUUCAUAGGUGAAUAAAUGCAGAAAUUGAUGAACACAGUGCCACAUGUCCUUUUGUACACACCAUAGUAAAUAUGAAAAGUCAAAAAAAAAAAAAAAAAAAAUUGAAAGAGUUACACUACUAAAUCUAUCUUAUUUUAAAAUAAUAAUUUAAAGUUAAGUAAAUUUUAAAGUCAAAUAAAAGUUGGGUUUUAAAUUUGUGUAGUAUAUAUGGCUUGAGAUUUUGACCUUUGUGCCAGUUUUGUGUAUUUCUAUCACAGUUUUGGUUAAGUCACAGCCACUUUCUGCACAGCCACUUUCUGAACUUAAUACGGUUUAUUUUUGGUGUGGGUUUUGAUUCCUGCAAGUGACUUUUGUGACUAUUAAACUGCAUUUUGCAUGAUUGUAUGUGAUUUU
This is a messenger RNA of Cyprinus carpio (common carp), 4050 nucleotides long. RefSeq names its product glutathione hydrolase 1 proenzyme-like. Gene Ontology annotation, biological process: regulation of inflammatory response; peptide modification; glutathione catabolic process. Gene Ontology annotation, molecular function: glutathione gamma-glutamate hydrolase. Lineage: Eukaryota; Metazoa; Chordata; Actinopteri; Cypriniformes; Cyprinidae. The record is from RefSeq and is a predicted model, not a curated record. Gene Ontology annotation, cellular component: plasma membrane.